This is a messenger RNA of Atta colombica, 4467 nucleotides long. RefSeq lists its product as uncharacterized. The record is from RefSeq and is a predicted model, not a curated record. NCBI's taxonomy places the organism in Eukaryota, Metazoa, Arthropoda, Insecta, Hymenoptera, Formicidae. Gene Ontology annotation, biological process: peptidyl-histidine dephosphorylation. Gene Ontology annotation, molecular function: protein histidine phosphatase activity. Gene Ontology annotation, cellular component: cytosol.
AUGAAUUUAUCCUCAGUGGAGUCGUCAGAAAACGUCGAAGCUUCACUUGUACGUACCGUCGUUGUCGGACAAACGAUUCUCGUCAAUCCCCGGCGGCUACGCCGAAAUGAUCAGGUUAACGAGCUAGGCGCGUUUGUUGUGGCAACUAGCAUAACAACACUAUUCCAGUGGUCUACUCCUCAUGCUAUGCUAGCUACAUUGAAUAUGGAAAGUAAAGGAAGAACGAAAUGCGAUAUGCAUGGUCAAAGGUUAUCGGUGAAAAGUCAUAUAUUUACUUAACUCGCUAGACAGUCCUGUGAAACUUCAACAUCUCCUUACGACGAAUUACAGCUGUUAGUGUCGACAUAUACAGAGCGCUUGUACCUUCCUUGUACCUUUGUGAAUUUGAUUACGUCACUGUUUAUGCACUGCAUUAGGAAAUUGAAAUCGCUAUCUACCAAUGAACACUGUAUUCUUUACUGCGAUUACACUGAUAGGCAACAACGUGAUCCAAUCACUGAUAUAUUCGACGAAGUAGAAGAACAAAUCAAGAAAUAUGCUGGUCUACAAGCGAAUUGCUUAGGCGGUGGAAAAAUUGAGCACGAUCCCGACGAAAAGAUCAUCAGAGUUUAUGGAUCUUCGCAAGGUUAUGGCAAAGCAGAUCAUCAAGUGUCGAUUGAGUUAUUGAAGAAAAAAUAUCCUGACUACAAUAUCACGUGCGACGAUACAGUUACUAAUAAAAUAUAUACUGUAGUUAUUAAAGAGAUGAAAUAAUUCAAUUUUAUCUCGUUAAAAAUUUUUUAAAUUAUUUUAGUAUACUUAACCAUGUUUUCCCGAGCCGCAAAAUCAGUUGUAAAAUCCGUUGGAUCACGUCGAACCUGUAUUGGUGAAAAGAAUUUUGAGAUUGCUCUAAUUGGCGGCGCUAGAGAAAUCAGUCAAACUUUAUCUCAGUUAUUAAAAAAUAACGUGAAACUGAAUACCUUUGCAUUAUACGAUGUGGCAGCUGUCAACAGGCCUUUGCCUUUUUACAAUUUCUAUGAACAGCAAUUCAAUUCUAUUUCAUCAGAAAUGCCAACAAUGAGAAAGAAAUCCUGUUUGGAGGAAGGCAAUCGUUCAAAUGCAGUAAUUAACAGCAUGAGACAAACAGACAAUAAUAAUCAUGAAGGAAAUAAUGGAAGGAAUCAGACAGAGAAACUCGUGGAAGCUCUUUACCGUUUACCAAUAGCUGAAGAAGCUCCAGCACUUAAUAGUCCAUUGAUACCUAUUGAGGAAUUAAUAUCAAAGGCGGGCAAUGCAUGCAGCAGGAUGUGUCUUUAUGUCCUGGGUGAGACGAGUUCCAGCAACAUGAAAAUCUGGCAAAGAAAUUACGACACCGUUCCGAUUUGCAAGUGGUUCUUCGACUUGAUGUAUCCAUCGUCUCAGGAGUAUGAUCUGAAGUUCAUUCCAGAAGCGAAAAUCGCAAAGAUAGAUCGAUCGAUUAAGAAAAGAACGAAAAAAAUCGAAUAUUUAUCUUACAGUACAUUCGCAACAUAUGUUGCGAAAAAAAAUAAUCAAUUGUUGCUGACGUUUUUGUUAAAUCAUGGCGAAAAGCCGGCAAGAAGAUUGAUGAAGAAAUUUAGAAAUGUUAGUAUACUUCCAAAUAUAGAGGCACAUUGCAAAGGAGCAGAGAAAUCGACCGAUUGGUCGAUACCAGAAAUACUAUUGAAUACUAAAUUGAAGUUAUUACAUGAAUUCUACGCUCGCAUUAUAUUUCCUUUGUCUUCAUUAAAUUUUAUAAAUUACAAGCGUGAAAAUAAUCGCGAAGUAGAUUCAUUCAAUCAUGACAGCGAAACAAUGACGGACGAUACGUUAAAUGUCGUUGAACAGGAAAAUUGGAUUCGACGAACAUGUUCCAAAAUCAAAUCCAUACUCCCAGAUCUGCAGGCCAAAAUACGAUUUCAUUCGACAACACAUUCAGACUCGUAUUGUUCAGAAAAUAUUUUUGUAGUGAACCAAGUUCCGUUUUUCGACAUAAUUUCCAACAAUGCAAUUCUCUUUGCAAAGGAUUAUAAAGCUGAUAAACAGAAGGUUGGCAUUCGGAGGAAGAUACAGGAAUUUUGUAUGCAGCGGAAAAGAACUCUUAAGAAGAAUAUAGAGAAUAAUGAUUUUUGUAACAAAAAAGAGGAGUCGUGUGAAGAGAGGGAGAUAGAACACAAGUGUCAGAACAGAGAAAAGAGAAAAAUAAAAUGUACAGGCAAGAAACAAAAUGUACUUUCCUACAAAGGAAGAAAUAAUUCUUGUAAUAAAAAAUAUUCCCGCAAUUGGCGUAAAUCUUGCGAACCAAAGGCGGAGAUCCAAGAAGAUCCGUGUAAACCGAAAAAGGAUAUUCCUAGAAUAGAAAAAGAUCCUUGCCAUGAACAACCUCGUGAAAGAAAGGAGGAAAUCCAAGAAGACUUAUGUAAAAAGAAAAAAGAUGAUCCUUGUAAAAUAAAAGAAGAUCCUUGUAAAACAAAAGAAGAUCCUUGUAAAACAAAAGAAGAUCCUUGUAAAACAAAAGAAGAUUUUUAUAAAAUAAAAGAAGAUCCUUGUAAAACAAAAGAAGAUCCUUGCAGAAUUUCCAAUAUUUUCGAACAAGAACAAACUUAUUAUGAAUUGCAUGACAUAAGCCCAUGUAGGAAGAAGAAUGAUAUCAAGAAGAAAGAAGAAAUAAAAAAACCAGAGUGUCGACCUCCACAACCAGAAAAUUUGACUGUGAAGAUUUCAAAAUCCGAAAUAAUAGCAGAAAGAAGAGAGAGUUCAAGUUCAUUGAUGACAUCUGCGGUAAAAAUAACGGGAAGUGGAAAACCGAUCGAGUCCAAUCGGAUCCAAAUCAACAGAGAUUUUCUAUCGAUCAUCAAUUCAUGUCAACAGUUUACGGAAAUCAAUUUUGUUAAAGAUUUUCAGCAAGAUUUCAAUUCGACAGUCAAUCACAAGGAUUGUUCCGAUUUUUCUUUUCUACAUAAUCAUUUUGUCACUCAUCCUUGCUAUUGUAACAAUCAGUGUGAUGAGUUUGAGAAAUCGAAAUUAUUAUACGAUGCCAACGAUGAUUAUUUCCCUCAAGGUGAAGAAUACGAAGACGAGAUUGGUACAGACUAUCAACUAAAUAAAAAAAUAAAAAAACCUAGUGAAGAAUCGCCAAUUAUCGACGAGGAGUAUGACACAUACAAUUUUGACCCGAUGAUGCUGUUGUUUGAAAAUAACAAAUAUGUCAAUAGAGGUCCAUUAAUGAGGUUUAUCACACGUGUACAUUUUUCAAGUAUUGAAGAAUUAACAGAGCCUGAUCGAAUAAUGCUGAUGUCAGAAAAAGUUUCCAACAAGGACGCUGUCGAAAAAUUGCAAACUUUGAUCGAGAAAGUAGCAGAAUUCAAGCGUCGAGUUUUCCGAUUCAAACAUGAAGCAUCGAAAAUCGAGGAUACGACAGACGGAAGAAAAGAAAAAAAAAUCAAGGGAGGUGGGCCAAGAGCGCUGGUCGGGAUUACCGCGAGAUUAUUGAGAAAGUGCAGCAAAAUUCUUCACGAAUUAAUACGUAAAAACCAGCAGGCAGUUAGUGGCAGAGUACUGCGGCUAGAUGAGCCAGACUGUGGCGAAGAUUCGCCUGGUGAACCAAAAAAGAAUCCAUGCGAUCCACCCAAGGGCCCCUGUCAGCCCAUGGAACCACCGGGUUAUCCCUUCAAGCCAAAACCCAAAAAAAAGCCAUUCUGCGUUCAUUGCCCACCCAAGAAACCAUGCAAGAAAGAGCAUGGCUUUCUUCACUGGCGAGGAUUUCACAGUUCUUUGUUUCUACUUGCUAAAUCAGAUUCUAGUAAGCCUUCCGCUGGCAAGAAAAUGGAUAAAAUCUGUAAAUCUACCGAGAAAGCUGAUGAGCAUGGCAAAUCUUGCAAGGAAAAGAGCGACGUUUGUCACCAAGAAAAGAACGAUAAGCAAGUCAAGUGCGAUAAGCAAAACGAGAAGACGAAACCAAAGAUAGAGAAAAAGAUCGUGGAUUCCGAGUGUAGGAAGACUUGUCUGCCACUAGGUAAGUGCGAACUGCCUCAAACUUUUCCACCACCGAAGAUGGAGUAUGCAAAGGUAACGUGCGCACCGCCGAAGUUUAUGAAGCCUAAAGCGUGUCCAAGUAUGGAAGUCUUCCAGAAAGAUGAUAAAUUUGAUAUAAAGAUUAAACUGAAUAACAUCAAAAAGAAGCAAAUUUGUGUUCCACUUCCAUUGCCGAAGCCACCGAACGCACCUAUCGUACUUUGUCCUUGUCCACCACCACCCAAAAUACAUCCUGGCCCUUGUCCGUGCUAUGAGAUGAAAAUCUUAAAAAAGCGACCCUCGACACACCCGUGUCUGUUGAAGAAGAAAUAUUCCUACCCCUGUCCCACUGGCAUACACUAUUGUCUUCCAAAGAAGCCAAGCAAUCUACAAGCAAAACGAGAAACUGUAGGUUGCGAAGAAAAUAAGAAGAAAAAGAAUACGUCGGCAUCUUGA